Messenger RNA from [Candida] anglica, 1092 nucleotides. Lineage: Eukaryota; Fungi; Ascomycota; Pichiomycetes; Serinales; Debaryomycetaceae. The record is from the annotation of a GenBank genome assembly.
AUGUCAGCAACAAAUCAAGCUAUGGCACAGGCACUGUCAGGAACUGCUCAAGGAACAGAACCGGAACAAGAACAAAACUUCAACUUUUCAGAUUAUCUUCAAGGGAAAAGAUCGAAGAACCGUAAAACCAUGGCAAUCGUCUCCGCAUUGCUAAUCAUAUUUGGUACAUUCAUCCUUUUCAAAAUCUAUGAAAGCUCUAUCGUGCCCGAAAUUGAAUCUUCUCCGCUUGAGCUCCGCUUAUACACCCAUAAUAUUCGGAAUGAUAACCCUUAUCCAGACAAAGGUGAACACCCAUGGACUGAGCGCAGGAAUUUGGUUGCUUCUUCCAUUAGAUUUCAUACGGAGAACACCGGAUCAAGCGUAGUGGGCUUACAAGAAGUACUUUACAAUCAAUUAGAAGAUGUCUUGAACAUUUUGAACUAUGAAAAUGAAAAAGGUGAUUGGACAUAUUAUGGAAUUGGACGUGAAGAUGGUAAAAAAAAGGGAGAAUUUGCGCCUAUUCUCUACAAACAGUCUGAAUGGUCAAUCAUUGGGAAUAGAACAUUUUGGUUGAGCGAGACCCCAGAUGUUCCAAGUAUUGGCUGGGACUCUGCCUUGGAACGUAUUGUGACCAUGGUCACCUUAAAGUCAAAGAAUUCGCAGGGAACAAUCGUGAAUGUAUUCAAUACUCAUUUUGACCACAUUGGUGUCGUUGGUCGUAAGAACUCGGCGAAACUCAUUGUCGAUCGCAUGGAGAACUAUAAUAAUUAUCCUUCGUUCCUCUUGGGUGACUUUAAUACACUUCCUACGGACGAGCCUUACCAAGUACUUAAGAAGCAUGGCAUUAAGGAUAGUAGAACACUUGCAACCAAGGAGCAAUCUUAUGGCCACAGCUCUACAUUUACUGGAUUUGAUAUUGAUGACGAAAAAUCUGGUAUUAUUGACUAUAUUUGGGCUCCUUCGUAUUCAACAAAUAACAGAACUAUCGAUACUCCUAAAAACAAAACAACUGACAUAUCAAUCAAGAGCUUUGGAGUUCUCCAUUCGCAUUUUGGAUUUCAUCUGAGUGACCAUCGCCCAGUUGUAGCUCUAUACGAAUUGAAUAGAUUCUAG